GCCGUCUUCGGGACAAGUUAGCUGUACCGGAAUAUGUUGCGUGUCGUUUGGAUUGCAUGUGCUUGCACGAUAUUGGCAUCUGUUGUUGAUUCGUCGGCGAAGAGUUCUCGAGUUGUAGGUGGUACGGAUGCCAUCUCCAAACAAUUCCCCUUCGUCGUACAAAUUCAAACAAAAGGGGAACAUCGUUGCGCCGGCUACAUUUACAAUGCAAAUUGGAUAGUGACUACCGCUGUUUGCGUCUAUGGCUUUAAAUUAUCUGAUUUGAAAGUGGUUGUGGGCCAAGUUUCUCUAACAGCAACCGAUCCUGGCGAGGAAUACUUUGACGUGGUAUCGAAUCAUAUCCACGAAUCGUAUGAUGCCGCUACUUUGAGAAACAACAUCGCCAUGCUUCAACUGUCUAGGUCAAUUACGUUCGAUGAGUACUCGAGGGCCGUUGCCCACGGAGAACUCUCAAUAUCUGUGACAGAUGGCACUCUGUUGGGCUGGGGAAAUUCAGGGUCGGGAAAUAUUGCUUCCAGUCUUAAGUACGCCAUUGUUCAAGUGGUAAACGAUGGUACUUGCCCUUCCAUCGACCCCGGCUUGUGGGACCCUACUUCGAUGAUAUGCGCAGGAGAUUCCAUUCACAACGCAUGUUACGGUGAUGCAGGCGGGCCAUUGGUACUGGGAACAUCCGUAUCUAAUUACUUUGUCGUGGGACUAGUUUCGCACAGUACUACUUGUUUUAGUCCGACCGCCUAUAUCCGACUGUCGUUCUACACAGCCUGGAUGCGAGGGAUCGGUGGCGAAACAUCGCCCAUGCCUACGACGUUAUCACAAACCUCAACUACAACUACGACUGUAACGACUGAAAUUGUUACCUCAACAUCACCUGCGACUACGACAAUGUCCCAAACAACAACAGAAACAACACAAACGUCGAAUACGAAUGUUGACAUAACAACAGAAGCUACUACAACGACAGCAUUUUUCCAGACUUGUAACGUAGCUAGCGCAGGGGAGUUUCCCUUUAUUGUUUCUGUGGGAGAUCUUCUGUCAGGCCGACAUUCGUGUGCCGGGUUUAUUUACAACGCCAAUUACGUGGUCACAACAGCCUCCUGCAUUGCGAUGCUGGACAAGGAUGCGAUCGUUAUAACUGCAGGUACCUCACGACUGAAUAUUCCGGGGGCGUAUUACGUUUACGGUGCGCAACAAGUUAUAACAAACACGAAAGGUGACAUUGCAUUGAUCCAGACUUCAAGAAGCUUCAUAUUCAAUGAAAACCUCAACUUCAUUCGUUUUGAUCAAGGGAACUACAAUGAACCUUCGAGCACCGUUAUAGGAUGGGCUUCGACAGAAGCUGGAGGAUGUACGACGUCUCUCGACCUCUUGUGGGGAGCAGCUUCGUUGACGUCACAAACUAGCAACUGCGAGGGUUUAGUGUCCAAUUUUGACGCAGAAACAAUGAUAUGCGUUGCGGGAUCGACAAGCAGAAACUACAAUUCGGCAGCAAUCGUUGGUUCGUGUCGUUUCGAAAAUGGAGCCCCCUUAAUUCAAGGAAUGCCAUCUCUAGUAAUAGGGAUCAAAUCUAUCGUUGAGCAGUCUUGCGCCACGGGACAGGUAUUUACGGUAUAUACUCGAAUUUCGACUUUUUUCGAUUGGCUUUGGAUAAGUGCUGGUCCUCAGCCUUAACAUUUACUUCGAAAACAGUUCGCUAUGGUUUUUAUUUUUUAACUUCGUUGAUUCUAUGUAAUUCUUGUGGACGUUAAUCAGUGAUGGAUUAUGCUGUAUUUGGUAAUCAUCUAACUAUAAUUUCACGCAAGUUUAGCUAAGUAACAUAACGCUUUACUAAAUCUAUUAUAAAUUCACUAAUCCA
This is a messenger RNA of Daphnia carinata, 1852 nucleotides long. RefSeq names its product transmembrane protease serine 9-like. The record is from RefSeq and is a predicted model, not a curated record. Bases 34 to 1668 code for a protein of 544 amino acids. Gene Ontology annotation, biological process: proteolysis. NCBI's taxonomy places the organism in Eukaryota, Metazoa, Arthropoda, Branchiopoda, Diplostraca, Daphniidae. Gene Ontology annotation, molecular function: serine-type endopeptidase activity. The transcript is spliced from 9 exons.